AUGGCCAUAUUCCAGGUGGCGGUUCUCAAAGAUCUACAUUUUAAGUUAUGCUCUUCUCAGGUGUUGGGACAUAAUUUAGCUAAAGGAAAACAGAAAGCACUUAGGGAAAUUCAGGAUAACACUGACCUUACCAUUCUACCAGCGGAUAAGGGUGGGGCGGUUGUCGUCAUGGAUUCCAGUUAUUACUGGGCUGAGGGAAAUAUUCAACUUACUAACCCCCAGCAUUACAUGAGUAUGCUGAUCGAUCCCACCCCCAAUUUCAAACAUGGGAUUGACACAUUUUUAGGAAAAGCGGUAGAUGAAGGUAUCAUCAGUGAAACUGUCAGAAAACCCCUUACGCUUACACACUACGUGAGAAAUGUCAAUUUUACCAACACUGGGGGUGAGAAAGUAUAUUUUCAGGAUAACAGUGAACCUCCUGCAGUGUAUGACUUUGUAAACUGGCAAGAGCUGAUCGAUGGAACUGGCAGGAGUGUUGAAAUUGGAACAUUUGACUUCCGGGCCCCAGCUGGUCAGGAAAUGCACAUCAAUGAGAGCGCCAUCUUGUGGGGCGAAGGAUACCAGCAGACACCACGGUCUGUGUGUACAGAUGGUUGCCAACCAGGGUACCGAAAAGCUAUUCGAAAGGGGCAGCCUGUCUGCUGCUAUGACUGUAUGCCAUGUUCUGAGGGUCAUAUUUCAAACCAAACAGAUGCUAGCUCCUGCCUGCCAUGCCCAAAUGACCAGUGGCCUAAUGAAAGCCUCCAGAUCUGCAUCUCCAAAGCUGUAGAGUUUUUGUCCUUUGAAGAGCCCUUGGGGUCUGCUUUGACUUCUGUUAGCACCAUCUUUUCUGCUGCUGCCAUGUCUGUACUUUGUAUCUUCAUCAAGUAUCGUAACACACCUCUGGUGAAGGCCAAUAACCGGGAACUCAGUUACCUUCUCCUUUCAUCUUUGGUUUUGUGUUUCCUCUGUUCCUUGCUAUUUAUUGGGAAGCCAAAUCCAUGGAAUUGCUUGCUCCGGCAAUUUGCUUUUGGUGUCAUCUUCACUGUUUGUGUUUCCUGCAUACUUGCUAAAACUGUUACUGUGGUUAUUGCUUUCAAUGCUACAAAACCAGGGAGCAAAGCUACAAGGUGGGUGGGAACCAGGAUUCCAAAUGGAAUUUUCAUCUGUUGCACUGCAUUUCAAAUACUGCUGUGUUCUGUCUGGUUAUCUAUCUCCCCACCAUUCCCUGAGGAUAACAGGAAAACAGCAAAGCAGAAAAUUAUCAUUGAGUGCAAUGAGGGAUCAAAGACUGCCUUCUACUGCAUGCUGGGAUACCUGGGCCUUUUAGCAAGUGUGAGUCUAAUUGUUGCUUUCCUUGCAAGGACAUUGCCAGACAGUUUCAAUGAGGCAAAAUACAUCACAUUCAGCAUGUUUGUAUUUAUCAGUGUUUGGCUGUCCUUCAUUCCAGCUUAUCUCAGCACCAGGGGGAAGUACAUGGUUGCUGUGGAGAUUUUUGCUAUCCUGUCUUCAAGUGCAGGUUUACUGAGUUGUAUAUUUUUGCCAAAAUGUUAUAUCAUUCUGAUCAAACCUAAACAGAACACAAAGGAACAUUUAAUUGGGAGAGGAAAUCGUAUCUGA
Messenger RNA from Protopterus annectens (West African lungfish), 1599 nucleotides. RefSeq names its product vomeronasal type-2 receptor 26-like. Gene Ontology annotation, cellular component: membrane. The record is from RefSeq and is a predicted model, not a curated record. NCBI's taxonomy places the organism in Eukaryota, Metazoa, Chordata, Ceratodontiformes, Protopteridae. Gene Ontology annotation, biological process: G protein-coupled receptor signaling pathway. Gene Ontology annotation, molecular function: G protein-coupled receptor activity. The transcript has 4 exons. The coding region runs from base 1 to 1599 and encodes 532 amino acids.